ACUGGAUUCAAAGGCUUCCCUUGACCACGUGACUAGUCUUAUUUUAGUCUCUACAUUUGGGGUGGCUUACACUGCAGUCAAUGGAAUAGUUCUUUCUAUGUUUGUCUCGACGUCGGUUGGUUUUCAGAGCGGAUAAUCUUACACGCAUCUGCAGCACGCGAUAGUGAUGCGGUAGUGCUGUCCAGACAAGUCCGUAUCUAGGUUGUGUAGAGACAUUACAACGCAGUGCUUACCGUUCACUGGAGGAUAUACAGUGGAGGUUUAUUGCGGAGUGUUCGUUGCGGACCAUUUGAAUUUAAGAUACAGCUGACACCAUUAAAAAAACUAACGCGAUUAAGAGAGCAACUUGGUUGAAACUUGAGCCAAGGUGGAAAAUCCUAAACGAAGAACACAACUACAACUGAAGUGGGCUUACUUAAGGAUAUAGUAUUCAUCGGAGUAUUAACCGACUAGACUCAAAUAUGUCGAGCACAAGACUUCACCACUGGAAGCACAGUCUGAUGAUGUUAGUGUUAGUGUGCGGGUGGAUACAAGGGGGAUUUGCCACAAUACAGAAACGGUCCUCAUGCCGGGCUGACAGCUGCACAGAUGUCCGACCUCGCCCUGUGUGUGGCAAUGAUGGGCGCACUUACGAGUCCAGGUGCGAGCUGAAGAGGGUGAAGGCGUGUGAGGGAAGAAGCGAUCUGGAAGUCCGCAGCAAAGGCGAAUGCCCAGACCCAAAUGCAUCAAAAUGCAUGCAGGAGCGUCGCACGGCGCUGAAGACGGUCUCAGAGGGUACGAGUCGGUCUGGGGUGUACGUUCCCCAGUGUGAGUCUGACGGCAGUUACGCCAAGGUGCAGUGUCAUGAAGCGGCGCGCUACUGCUGGUGCGUCAACACCCUGGGCAAACCAAUUCCUAACACCUCCACCGCAAUGGGAGAGAAGGUGGUGUGUAGGGCCAUGCCCAAUCCCACCCCAAGCGGUGGACAGAAGGGGUGUAAAGCAGAGGAAAGAGAAGAAUUUAAUGCCAAUUUGAUCAAACAAUUUGCCGAGGAAUAUGAGAGAAUACCACGCCCGCAGAAAUCCUCCUCUCCUCUCUCCGGCCUAGCAACGGGCGGCUUACCAAUCAAAUCUGACUCAGAUUCUAUAUUGGAUACGCAUGAAAAACGGGUAACAGAGUGGAAAUUUUCCGAAUUGGAUCGCGACAAAGACAAUCAGCUGAAGUCCCGAGAAACCAGAAAUUUACGUAAGAUGGUGAAGAAGCUUGUGAAACCAAGAUCCUGUGCCAAGAAGUUCCUGAAGUUCUGUGAUACAGACAAUAAUAAGAAGAUCAGCAAUCAGGAGUGGUCGAUCUGCCUAGGGGUUGAUGUCAAUAUUUCUUUUCAAUUAUUCUUAUCCCUGGACUCAGUGGGGACCCGUUCCAAGCACCAGAUGACGGCAGAUGGGGCAGCCAAAGAAGGUUUCCUUUUCCCGUCAGCACCCCGCAGUGAGCCAACCCUUGGGAAGAUGCAAAUGCAUAUCCCCAUACGAGACAGGCCUGGUCUCAGCGAGAGAAAAACAGACAAAGAAAAAGAGGACCGAGUCAAAAGUUGUCGGGAAGAGAGGGAAUCAGCCAUUCAGAUGGAUCAGAAUAGUCCUCAAGACAGCAUCUUUAUCCCAAGUUGCACUUCAGAGGGCAAAUACGACAAGGCGCAAUGCCAUACCUCGGUAGGGUACUGCUGGUGUGUUGACCAGGAUACGGGCAGACCCAUACCAGGGACAUCUACGCACAAAGUGAAGCCAAACUGUGACAACCCGUGGAAAGGCUGUGACAAAAAACGAGAAUUUUUGGUGGAACUUCUUGAUGACAUGACCACGGAAAUGGUGGAAUAUGCAUCAGGCAAUAAAACAGACAAAAGCAAACUGGUGUCUGGGAACCCUAACAUAUCUCUGGAAGAACGGGUUGCACGAUGGAAACUGCGAGUCUUAGACAGAAACAAUAACAUGAUGUUGGACAGACGGGAGUUACGAAAAUUAAAGAAGGAAGUCAGAAAAAAGAAAUCUUUCAAAAAGUGCGGACGUCAUUUUGUUGAAUAUUGUGAUGCUGAUAAUAACAAAAAAAUAACAGUGGAAGAAUUUCUAGGCUGCUUAGGAGUGAACGACCAACCUAAGAAUAAUAUGCCGGCAAGUGCUAAGCGUCGAGGCCCCAACCCAUUCAGUAAGUACUUGAUAGGCUCAUGAAUGUAGAUCCUGCGUAGACUUUAUGCACUGCAAGGCUUCCUUUGCUGCCACUGUCAUCACCAAGCACAAACUUUAAUUCAAGAGUGUGAAUUUGUCUAGCUACUGGCCCCAUCUAGCGGAUUGCCGGUUCAAGUGAAAGUGAAAGUGAAACAAUUCAGAAGCCAAUGUUGCACAGAUGGCACAGUGUGCCUUUGCAGUUAAAUGCCGGAUUCAUUCACAGGAUUUUCAGCGUGGAACGGGAUUCACCAUUUCUCAGGAUUAAGGAAGGUCAAGAGGGAGACAACACCGUAAAUGAGUCCUUACUCCUCUGCGUCUGCAGUGCGAUUCACUGUCAGAACAGCGGAGAGAUGCAUUUGUUCAUUCUUUGCUAUUCUACAAAGAUCAUCAGCACGUCCGGACUGACCUGAAGUUAAAAUUAUCUCCAGUUUAAAUUGCGUCAUUAAUUGAAUAUACAGCUAUUUCCUUAUCUGUGGCGCAGUGGAAACUCUUUUAAAUCACCAAUAUAGAGAUGGUAUGACUUUUCUUUAGUUUUAAACUACUAUAAAUUAUCAAUAGUUGUUGAGAAAUAUUGAUUGUAUUAUUAUUGGAUUAUUGUGAAUCAAUUUUGGUCUAAGUUAUGUUCUGCUCUGUCGUGAAGAUUUAUGCACGUGGCUCAAGAGUAUGCGUAAGGGAUAUCAAUAUUACAAUUUUUGGGAAAUAAAAGGCAUUAUGCCAAAAACGUGUAAAGAAAAUGAUUGAAACCAAGGGAACUCAGCAGCGGAGUUGACUGGGUAAAAAGGAGUUUUAAUUUUUUAUAUCUUGGAGUGUUGACAGAUAAAAAGAUGUCGUGACGUGAUGAGUGGAUAAAAACGCUCUGACAAUCUAACUUGUAAUGACAAUACAAGUUCAGCUUCGUCUUUCUUGUUGCCUUCAGUUAGAUCGUGUUCUGUUAACUAAUUUAUUUUACCUCUAUUAUUAUACAGUGUUGUACAAAGUCAAUUAUCAAUAAAAAGGAACCUGGUCGGCAGAAAAUGCUUCUGGAAUCAAGCCAUGUGCUAGCCGGUUGACUGCUUUCAUAUUGAUACCUAAAAAUUGCAUAUUGCCUUUGGUUUCUAUGUACAUGUAGGCCUACAUCGGCUUACGCGGUAGCAUCUGAUCACUGAAAUUUUGCCUCAGUCAAUUAAGACUUAAUAGUAAUGGAUGCACCUAUAAAUGUAUAAUUAACCCAUGAUACGUUUUAGUGUCUUGCCUAUUAUUUUUGAUGAACAAACAGAAUGUGAAAAAUCAGUUUCUUCAUUAGACUCAGAGAAUAGUAAAAAAAUCCGACAUCAAAGUGUUGUAAAGUUAAAGGAGGACCAAGUUAUCAAAUAUAAUAUUUCAUGAAUGUCUAUGAAAUACUGCAACGAUGUAUAGGAAUUGUAAUUCGUGGUAAAAUAUGGUCACUUCAACCCUGUGUUUUUGUGGUAAAUAAAGAAAUAACAUCAGACUUG
Messenger RNA from Lingula anatina, 3667 nucleotides. Its product is annotated as SPARC-related modular calcium-binding protein 1. The record is from RefSeq and is a predicted model, not a curated record. Gene Ontology annotation, biological process: extracellular matrix organization. Lineage: Eukaryota; Metazoa; Brachiopoda; Lingulata; Lingulida; Lingulidae. Gene Ontology annotation, molecular function: calcium ion binding; extracellular matrix binding; protein binding. Gene Ontology annotation, cellular component: basement membrane.